Messenger RNA from Iphiclides podalirius (scarce swallowtail), 1422 nucleotides. Lineage: Eukaryota; Metazoa; Arthropoda; Insecta; Lepidoptera; Papilionidae. The record is from the annotation of a GenBank genome assembly.
AUGAAGUUCACUACUAAUUUCGGUUCUGGCACAAAGAAGUCUUCGGAUUUCCCAAAGGCGGUGGAAGCCUUUGACGCCAUUGAGCCCUCCAGCUUUGAUACAUCAAAACAAAGUCAAGCCGAACAUACCACGAUGUUCAACAAUUCUUCAUGUUUCUCGAAAUCCAAGAAACACUCUUCUCGCUCUUCUUUUUGUCCACAAACUUCUGGUGAUGUUUCAGCCAAAACAUCCACCAAAGGUGGACUUAAACAAAUGACUGACGCUGAGCUCAAGGAAACCCCAAGAGUAAAGGUCACAAAAAUUUCCGGUCUUUUCAAGAAGGCGAAGGCUAAGGUUUGUGUACAAGCUGAGGUCCACUCGACUUCUGGUACACAAAACCAUGGCUCACCAAAAGCUGGCGAUCACGCACCCACUUUUGCACCCAGGGAAACUAAGACUCUGCAAACGAAGCCAGAUGACACUGUUGCCCAGACUACUGCUACAAGUGGCUCUACUGGUGUUUGGGCUUGGUCCUGUCAAAUAUUCCAGGCCAAGAAAAUCCAAAAAGAUGAAGGAAAUAAAACCACAAAGACAGACGCAAAAACCUCUGACUCCAAGAUGGCGGACCUUGGGGCCGAGGGCAAAAGCAAUUUGUCUGGUGGUAUUAUUGAGUCUGAAGAUUUCCCUUCUACUCCCUCUCUUUACAAAAAUGGGAAAACCAAAAACAAAAAGGGCAAAAAGGUGAAAUCUACUGCUUCAGAGUCGCAAACAAUACGCGAGACUCCCCCAUCGGGAUCUCAGAAUUGGGUGCAAAAAAUGUGCGGUUUCGCACCCAAAAGUGGCCCUGAAACCAUGACUAAAAAAGACAAGAAACCAGAAGAGCCUCUUCCUAAAGUCUCGGAAACUUCUAAAUUUCCAGACGAGAAAAAGGGAAGUGGAUUUUUUGGAUCCCUGUUUUUAAGUCCGGUUUUUGGCCGUGAUGUCGCUGGGCCUCCAAAGUCCAAGCCUGGUAUCGUCUCAUUUUUCAAUAAGAAGAAGGCGGUUGAGGAGGAUUCUUGGGUAAUGUCUUCGGAUCAGUUGAAAUGGGCUGAGGUGUAUCCUAAAUCUGGUAAAGGAAAAAAAGGACCAGGGGGUCUAAACCAUACCGCGAAAGAUUAUGGAAGCCCCAAAGUCACUCCCAAUUCCGAGUCCAAGAAGCCAAGAAGACAGCUGGUACAGGCCAAGGCCACACGAGUCCUGAAAUCUUCGCCCACUGCUAAACCUAAGAUGGUGGGGUCCAAUCUUAAUGUUGAGCAAGCGAAAGCACAUGGAUUUAUCAAGCUCCCUUCCAAGGUCAAGAAAUCUUCUCGGAAAUCCAAGAAAAACUCUAAACGGUUGUUCCUAGUCUUGAGAGUGUUUCGGAAUUGCAGGAGAGUUUUUUCCCAACGGAUGACAGAGCGGGUG